This is a messenger RNA of Pleurotus ostreatus (oyster mushroom), 1314 nucleotides long. Its product is annotated as 3'-5' exonuclease. Gene Ontology annotation, molecular function: nucleic acid binding; 3'-5' exonuclease activity. The transcript is spliced from 6 exons. Bases 1 to 1314 code for a protein of 437 amino acids. Gene Ontology annotation, cellular component: nucleus. NCBI's taxonomy places the organism in Eukaryota, Fungi, Basidiomycota, Agaricomycetes, Agaricales, Pleurotaceae. The record is from RefSeq and is a predicted model, not a curated record. Gene Ontology annotation, biological process: rRNA processing.
AUGCCCAAAAAUCGCUGUAAGAACAAAUCGCCAUCGCAUCGGGUAUCCCCCAAGAAGCCUGCAAAGCACAAGGAUCGCGAGGACGAACAAGUGGAACCCAAAUUUCUUAAGCGUAAAGGGCAAAACAGCACAGACGAUGAUGGAUCUCAAGCUCUACCGGCACUACCUGAAGCUGGACCGAGCCGUAUCCCUCUGGAUUCCACAGUACCUAAUCCAGUAGAUCCAGAUGGACCGCCUGCUCCGAUACAGCCUUCCAGGAAUUUGAAGUCUACAUUGCAAGCCAUGGUGGAGGGAAACGUAUCGUACUCAUACAAAGAGAGACAACCGAGCAAGUAUCUUGCUCUCGACUGCGAGAUGGUCGGCGUUGGGCCCAGGGGCAAGCGAUCGUCGGUGGCGCGGGUCAGCGUAAUCAACUAUCACGGCGCGGUGCAGCUGGACGAGUUUGUGCGGCAGAAAGAGCGCGUCGUUGAUUACCGCACGAAACAUAGCGGUGUACGCCAACGCGAUCUCGUCAAUGCCAAAUCGUUCGACGAGAUUCAGAGCCGGGUUGCGAGCCUAUUGAAGGACAGGGUUUUACUCGGGCAUGCUGUGUUCAACGACUUGAAGGCGCUAUCCCUCGAACACCCACCAGCCCAGACUCUGGACACGCAAUCCUAUGCAUGGAAAUUCAAAGUAGCCAAGGUCGAAUGCAUCGCUCUUCGGCAUCUCGUCAAACAGGAACUCGGGCUAACAAUCCAGGACGGGGAGCAUUCCUCUGUCACUGAUGCUCGCGCCACGAUGGCCAUCUUCCGUCUCCACGAGCGGGAGUGGGAGAAAGCCAUAAGCUCAGCUGCAGCGCCGAACACAAACACGAAUAAGAAGAAACGGAAAUUAGGCUCGGAGGAACAACAUGACCCGCAAUCCCCAGUGGAGUUGGCGCGGGGUGGUGGCGGGCUGAAUGCGAACAAGACUCAGGAUAAGAACAAGAAUAAGAAGGGUAAGAAGGGUAAGAAGAAUAUCAAGAACAAGAAACCGGACGCGCAGCCUCGAUUGGCCUGCGCAUGGGGCAGGCCCGAACCCGGACCGCCACUGGGUUUGGGAUCGGUAUGGACUUGGGACCCCGAACCAGGACCGCCACUGGGUUUGGGAUCGGUAUGGGCUUGGGACCCCGAACCAGAUGUGUGGGCGGGAUGGGACGAACCGCCCCAAUCACGAUCGGGGUUGGGGUGGGGUGGAGGUGGAGGAGUACUAUCAGAGGAUCGGGGGUGUGCGUGGGAUGGUGAUGAUGAUAUAGAGCACUGGGGUCGCGACGCCAGUAAAGGAUGGAGUUGGUAG